Zeugodacus cucurbitae (melon fly) is the source of this 1831-nucleotide messenger RNA. Its product is annotated as testis-expressed protein 9. Bases 166 to 1545 code for a protein of 459 amino acids. The record is from RefSeq and is a predicted model, not a curated record. Lineage: Eukaryota; Metazoa; Arthropoda; Insecta; Diptera; Tephritidae. The transcript is spliced from 2 exons.
UAUAUAGAAAUCGUUUGCUAUAUCACUCAAAACUAAAAGUCAAAAUCAAAACUGAAAAUUGGCCUUACAUGAAAAAUUAAAUGUUAAAAAUUUUGAUUUUAAUGCAAAAUUUCGCUUUUGUGUAUUCGUUAAAAAAUUUCUGUCAAAAUUUUAUAAGAUAAGGCGAUGGCCGAAUUGCUAUCGCGCGAAAAGGAAUUCAUUAAAUUGAAUCAAGAGUUGGACCAGCUGAACGUCACAUCAUUAGAUCAACAACUACAACAACAUCAAAAACAAUUGCAGCAUCAACAUCCCAAUUAUAAUAGUAUCGGGAAUAGUGGCAGUAGCGGUAGUGCUGCCGGUACGAACACUGGAAGCACCAUCUAUAGCGGCACAUCCAAGUCCACGACUAAUAAGACCGAUCAACGAUAUUUCACCUAUACAAAGUCCAAGGGAGCGAGUACUUUGUUGAAGAAGCGUCUCAACAAUGUCAACGCCGGCGGUGGGAUAAAUGCGAAUGGCGCCAAUGGUGAUGGUGCUUCCGAUGUGCUCUCCGAUCUACCCACAGAACGUACCAAUACACAUCGUACGGCACGUAAAUCGACACAGCAAUCAUCCACAUCCAAUACGCCCAUUAUACGACCGGAUGGUGAUAAUGUUUUAACGGCGCACUCGGAGACACCGAAAAGCAAUCGUACGAGCAGUACAUUGCAUAGGAAGCAAGUUAAGAGUCCGGAGAGUAGCACACGGCCUUACGGACGUUCGAGCAAUUGCAGCUCCAGGGUUAAAGAGACGGCUUUCACGGUUAAAUAUCGUAAUCCAAAAUUUGUACAGAGUCCCUCUUUGGAGGUGCUGAUACGUGAUGAGGGCGCCUCAAUGCGUGCGAAGGGCAGUGGAGAAAUUGAUGAUGGCUAUUCUUCGCGGCGUUCGCUGGAGACUGGGAAGAAGCACAUUAGCGCCGAUGGACUCAUUAAAUUUCUCAAAUCCAAAAUAGCCAUACUGGAAGAGGAUCACGAACGCAUUUCACAAGAGAUGACCCAACAAAAGGAAUUGCUCGAAAAGACCUUGGAACGCAACAAGAAGAUCGAACAGCAACGCGAUCAGGCAUUCGCCAAACACAAUGCAGUUGCCGAACAAUUGAGCAAGACCGAGACACAGCUUGAAGAGGUGAAUAGACGUAUAAAAGAGCGUAACCUCGAACAGGGUGGUCAGCAGAAGGAACUCGAGGCAGCCCGCCGUGAGCUUAAAAUGUUGUCUCAAACAAAUACUAAUCUCGAGAAACGUUUGUAUCGCGCCAAUGAAGAGUUGGAGAAUACGAAGAGCGCAUUGGCAUUGCUAAGGAAUGCCGAACGUGAGCUUAAAGAAUCGAUGCGCAUCGAUGGCGAUGCGAAGGACAAACAGAUCAAAAGUUUGAAGAAACAACGUGCCGAUCUACUCAAUGCUUAUAAGAAACAGCUCUUUAUUAUUGACAAUCUCAAGCGACAGAAUAUUUGUAUGGAACAAUCGAAGAUGAUUAGUUUCGGUGAAAAGGAAUUCGCAAAAGUACUCGAGUGGAAUACUAAGUUAUAGGUGGUAUAUGAAUGACAUGCGUGAUCAUUUGUAUCAUUUUGUCAUUCCUAAUUACUAACCAACUUGUAUGUAUAUCCAUGCAUUGACAUUAACCUGCUAAGUCCAACGAAUUGUAGUCCUUCCACAUUUCAUUUGAACAACGGUGUGAACAUUUUAAAGAUAAUUUCAACAUAUGUAUAUGGGUCUGAACCAUUUUUGUGGUAUUUAUGAUUAUGAGUAAGUAAUACUUGUCUUAUUAAUAAAGAUUGCAUUGCAAAAAUGCUAUUCGCUUUAUAAAUAUCGAAAA